Molecule: messenger RNA, 990 nt
Organism: Diaporthe amygdali
Lineage: Eukaryota; Fungi; Ascomycota; Sordariomycetes; Diaporthales; Diaporthaceae
Exons: 3
Coding region: 1-990 (329 amino acids)
Source: RefSeq, a predicted model, not a curated record
AUGAGCCCCGCGCUCGAAUCCACCGACGCCAAGAACAAACUUGAGGAUCUCUCAGGCGUCAAGAUCAAGCCGGGAGAGAACCCAUACAAGGCUAUGAUCGAGGCCUGCCACGAUGAUGAGACGGAGAUACAAUCCCUGUAUUCUACGCACAGAGUGACAAGGAAUGGUCAGCAGAAGGAGAGAUUUUUGUCAACGGAUUUCAAGGAGGUCCUCAUCGACCCCUUCCUGCUUAGACUUGAGAACCCUAGCAUCGAGCCGGGCUUCACGGACCCAAGGAACUGCCUCGUAUUCUGGGCCAGGCCACCGGAACACAUCAUCAAGCUCGCUAGCAAAAUACAGUCCCUUCUCAAGGAGGCGGCACCGAACAUUUGGCUCAUGCCACCUCACCGCAUGCAUCUCACCACUCUCGAGGUAACACACAGCCGCACGCCCGCCGAGAUCGCCGAGAUCGUGACGCAGAUGCGCUCCACGAUCCCGGCACUGGCCAACUUCACCUUCGCACACCGCAGCCGCCUCGUCAAGCCGAUGGUUUCGUAUGACCUGGCCGCCUUCGCCAUGUCCUUCCUCCCGGCCGCCGGGGAGCCCGUGACUUCGCCGCCCCCGGCCGCCCCGGCCGGCAGCUCUUCCGGUGGGGCCGACGGCGGCCACGACGUCGAUGACUCGUACACGUAUCACCAUCUCCGCCGGGACGUCUUCGACCUCGCCAGGACGACGGGUGUGGACGUCGACUCGCGGUAUGUCGUCCCCAGCGCGCACAUCACACUGGGCCGGUACCUGACGCAACAGGACCACGCGACGCCUUCCACCCGGGAGAAGUGGACCAGAACGAUCGAUGAGAUCAACGCUUGGUUGGAGAAGGAGGUGUGGGACAGCGCCCAGGCGUCAUUCGUUGGCGAGUGGAUUGUGGGCCAGGAAAGGGGCAUCGACGCGAGGAGUGGUAGGCUAUGGUACGGAGGAGGCAGGACGAUUCUGAUGGGGGAAGGAUUCUAG